Messenger RNA from Mya arenaria, 4051 nucleotides. RefSeq lists its product as uncharacterized. The transcript is spliced from 2 exons. The record is from RefSeq and is a predicted model, not a curated record. Bases 132 to 1847 code for a protein of 571 amino acids. NCBI's taxonomy places the organism in Eukaryota, Metazoa, Mollusca, Bivalvia, Myida, Myidae. Gene Ontology annotation, molecular function: zinc ion binding.
GGUAGUUCCGGUCAGUUUUCAAAAAAUAUCGAUUGUGCAGAUCAUCAGUAACAACAGAGCUUUAAAAUUAUCGCCAAUUCCGUUAGUUCAAGCUAACUACGUGUGGAGGGUGACAGUCAGUUCCAUUUGACAUGGAUGAAGAAGAGGUGGCGCAUCGUAUUGUAGAUGAGGCAGUGGAUGAGGAGACAUUGGCAACAUGGACCAAGAAAGAACUGGUGAUUUGGCUGGUGAACCACAGACAGAAGAAGUCUGGAAACAAACAGAUCCUCAUAAAGAGAAUACUCCGCACUGUGCAGUUUGACGACACUGACUCAGAUUGUGAGACUGAUACAGACAAUGUAUCUGAUGAGAUUCCGGAUAUAAGUAGUGUUAAAAGUGAAUGGCAGCCACUAGCAACUGACAACUGUCCACCAACAAGAAGUGAGGAUGUGGAGAACUAUUUUAUAUACAACAAGAAUCCAGUGUCUGGAAAAACUCAGGCCUGUCAUAGACAGUUAAAAAAAGCUAGGAAAUUUGCCAAGGAAGGUUAUGUGUAUGACAUGGACUAUAAUGGACUGGACAAUAGCAACUAUUGUUUAAUUAAAGCCAAGUGUAAACCAAGCAUGAAAGAACUUGUUACUGUGGAAUGUGGACAAUUGGCGAGAUAUUAUUCACUACAUGCUGUUUUGAUUAAAAGUACAGGAAGAAUCGAGGGUGGCAAGUGCAAUUGUAAAACUGGUUUGACUGGUUUGUGUAGCCAUAUUGGGGGCCUUCUUAUUACAGUUGUGCAAAUUAAGAAUGCCUGUACAACAAAAGGCUGCGAAUGGCUGCGGCCACAGACUGACCUGCAGCUGAAGCCGCAAAAACUUAGAGACAUCAAGUUUAGUAGUAAUGAGGAAGCACCCAUAAAGCCUCACCCAGAAGUAUACCAGGCAGGGCCGUGCCAGGAUCCUGAAAGAUUUCUUGAAGACAUCAUGGCCGGACUUGGAAAGGUGUACCCCCAGUCCGUCUUAUAUCAGACCAUAAAUCCUGAGAUUACCGACGUUUCAGAUGUCAUCUCCAAAUACAAACCCCCAUUUAAGUAUGAUGACAGUGUGGACUUAAGUUCAACUGUGUGCCAGUCUGAAUUCAGAAACUUUGCUGCUGGAAUAGAAGUCAGCGACAAGGAAAUAGAAAGAGUGGAAAAGUCUACGAAAGGACAAAGUGCCAAUCCAAUUUGGAAAGAUGUAAGAACAAACAUACUUACAGCUUCAAACUUUGCGUCUAUAUGUAAAAAACGACCCGAAACAAAACCUGACAAUCUUGUUGGUAGAUUGCGUGGUUAUAGGAGCAACUUUGAUGGGAAACCCCUACAAUAUGGGAGGAAGAAAGAGAGUCAGGCACGCCGAGACUACACACAACACCACAUGAAGCAGUGUGGAAGAGUUAAUGUUGAGAAAACCGGACUAAUGAUUUCUCAGGACUUUCCAUUCCUUGGUGCUAGUGUGGAUGGUCUUGUUAGAUGUGACAAAUGUGGGCUGGGUGUAUUGGAGAUUAAAUGUCCAUAUAAUAACAGAAAGACGACACCAAGGGAACAUAGCCAAGUGAAAUCAUCGUGUUUGGAGAUUCGUGAUGGUAAAUUAAAGCUUAAGGACAACCAUGAUUACAUGUACCAAAUCAUGGGCCAGAUGAAAGUAUUGGGGUUAGACUGGUGCGACUUUGUUGUGUGGACAAAGAAGGGGAUACAUGUUGAAAGAGUGACAUUCAGUCAAGAUUUUUGGGAAAAUAAGAUGCUCUUCCAGCUGAAAUUUUUCUAUAAUUCAUUCUUUCUUGCGGAGUGCUUUACUGACCGAAUUAAACGUGGAAUAGAUUUAUUUCAUUCAGAUUAGAAGCAUAGAGAUUCGAAAUCAUAAACUUGUUGUGACGCUUACUGUUACUGAGAUUACUAUUAUUCUGCUCUGUUUUUACUGUAAAACUUUGUUAUCUCAAUUUCAAUCCAAUAAAGGGUCUUGUCAAAAAUGUAACAAAUUUCAAACAUCAGACUUUUACUCACAGUACCAUAUGCUCCUUAAUGACAAGUUAUAUAACUCUGGCUUGAAUAUUGUCAAAGUUGUGGCCCUUUGUAAGUGGCCAUUUAUUGAAUUUCAACAUUUUUUGUCUAUCAAGAUAUUCUUUAAAUAUGGAAGUUCGAACAAACAUUGCUAGAGAUAAUGCAAACAUGUUUAGCGUUGUCCAUAAUUCUGGCUUUUAUUAUUAUUGAUUUAAUGAGUUACAUGUAUGCCCCUUUUUAGCUCCACUGGCCGAAGGCCAUGGAGCUUAUGUCGUCACAGAUUGUCCGUCGUGAGUGCGUGCGUGCGUGCGUGCGUGCGUAAACUUUUACUUUAAACGACAUCUCCUCUGAAACUGAUAAGCGGAUUUUGACAAAACUUCACAGGAAUGUUCCUUUGGUGGUCCUUUACCAAAAUUGCUCAAAUGGUUCCGGUCCAUUGCACAAUAUGGCCGCCAGAGCUAAAAAUAGCAAAAUCUUUAAACGACAUCUCCUCUGAAAUGGUUCGGCAGAUUUUGAUGAAACUUGACAGUAAUGUUCCUUGGGUGGUCCUUUAUUAAAAUUGCUCAAAUGGUUCUGGUCCAUUGCACAAUAUGGCCGCCACAGCUAAAAAUAGCAAAAUUUUUAAACGACAUCUCCUCUGAAACGGAUAGGCAGAUUUUGAUGAAACUUGACAGAAUUGUUCCUUGGGUGGUCCUUAACCAAAAUUGCUCAAAUGGUUCCGGUCCGCUGCACAACAUGGCUGCCAGGGCAAAAAAAAUAGAAAAACCUUUAAAGAACAUCUUCUCAGAAACCGAUGAUCAGAUUUUGAUGAAACUUAACAGAAAUGUUUCUUGGAUGGUCCUUUACCAAAAUUGCUCAAAUGGUUCCGGUCCAUUGCACAAUAUGGCCGCCAGAGCUAAAAAUAGCAAAAUCUUUAAACGACAUCUCCUCUUAAACGGUUCGGCAGAUUUUGAUGAAACUUGACAGUAAUGUUCCUUGGGUGGUCCUUUAUUAAAAUUGCUCAAAUGGUUCUGGUCCAUUGCACAAUAUGGCCGCCACAGCUAAAAAUAGCAAAAUCUUUAAACGACAUCUCCUCUGAAACGGAUAGGCAGAUUUUGAUGAAACGUGACAGAAUUGUUCCUUGGGUGGUCCUUAACCAAAAUUGCUCAAAUGGUUCCGGUCCGCUGCACAACAUGGCUGCCAGGGCAAAAAAAUAGAAAAACCUUUAAAGAACAUCUUCUCAGAAACCGAUGAUCAGAUUUUGAUGAAACUUAACAGAAAUGUUCCUUGGAUGAUGGUCAUUAACCAAAAUUUGUUAAAUGGUUCCAGUCCACUGCACACCAUGGCUGCCAGAGCUAAAAAAUAAAAAAAAAACUUUAUACGACUUGUCGUCGAAACCGAUGACCUUUUUUCGAUAAAACUUGACAGAAAUGUUUGUUUGGUGCUCCUUUACUCAAAUUGCCCAAAUCAUUUCGGUCCACUGCACAACAUGGCAGCCAGAGCUAUUAAAGUAAAAAAAAUUUUUAAAUAACUUCUCAAAAAUUGAUGAUUGUAUUUCUAUGAAACUUGACGAAAAUGUUCGUUAGGUGGUCUUUGCUUGAACCUUUUGGCCAGUGGAGCACAGGCACUGAUGUGCCUCUUGUUCUACUUUAUUAGAAGAAAGUACGAGCUCUGGCGUUUGCUCCGUGGCAGUCUUGUUAAAAGAUAUGAAUUGGCAUAUAGAUUUGCUAUAUUGAUUUCAUUCUGAAAAGCAUAACAUUUGUAUAAAAAGAAUUAUCACAAGAGUUGACGCUUUCAUUUCAGAUCUGUCGUCUAUCAUGCUUGCAUGUAUUUAUAAUAAUGAUUUAACUUAGCUGAUCCAUAUAGCUAGAAUGAAACCCCGCUGUGAUAAACUCUUAGUAUAGAUACUAGAUUAUAAAUGUUUUGAUUUCUAUUGAUGACUUCCCUAGCUUUAGUCAACUUCAUUUAUGGAAUUUUGAUCUAGUCAUGCAUGUAUAAUUAUUGUGUACAUGUACAUAUGUUGUUUGUGUUGUGUUGAAAAUUAAUUAACUUAUUAGAUACUGA